This is a messenger RNA of Penicillium roqueforti, 1071 nucleotides long. RefSeq lists its product as uncharacterized. NCBI's taxonomy places the organism in Eukaryota, Fungi, Ascomycota, Eurotiomycetes, Eurotiales, Aspergillaceae. The coding region runs from base 1 to 1071 and encodes 356 amino acids. Gene Ontology annotation, biological process: nucleotide metabolic process. The transcript is spliced from 2 exons. Gene Ontology annotation, molecular function: ATP:ADP adenylyltransferase activity; ATP binding. The record is from RefSeq and is a predicted model, not a curated record.
AUGCAAUUGGGACUCUCAGAACAUCUGUCCACUCUGGUCGCAAGACGUUUUACAGCUGCCCGAGAUAGCGGCCAUCUCGUCUUCUCCUCAACCCAUCUGUCCAUCAUCAAUGCCGCAGGAAUAUCAUACCAACUCCGCUACUGCCCGGCCCUCGCAAAGAAACCCUCCAAUCUCAAGGACAAUGGCCCGAAAACGCCAAAGUUCGAUCCCUUUCAGAACCCAUGUCCGGAGCUUCUGAUCGCCCAGUUCCCGCCCGAGAACCCCGCCUACAACCUCAUCAUCAACAAAUUCCCCGUCAUCCCGAACCACUUCCUCCUCGUGACAAAAGACUGGCAGGCGCAGACGGACAUCCUCGACAAGGCUGACCUAGAGGCUACAUACGAGGUUCUGAAAGCCUGGAACACCGACAGCGAUGGCUCCAACUCCAACAGCUCGAAGAGCCUCUUCGCCUUCUUCAACUCCGGCGACGACAGCGGCGCAAGCCAAGCCCACCGCCACCUCCAAUUCCUCCCCGUCGAAGCAAUGCGCCAGCCAGGCUCGGACUCCUGGUCCCCACUGAUCGACCUCCUCACGCAACAAACCCCCCAACCAACCUCCCCCUCCCAAACACCAACACCCAACUUCCAGCACCUCCCCGGCCUCCCCAUCGCGCACUUCGCCCUCCCAAUCCCACCAAACCCCUCCGCCGAAAUCCUGCACGACAUAUACAUAACCCUCUACCGGGCCGCCGCGGCAGCGACGCGCGGACGAACACCGAGCCAGGACACCGAGUCGCUGCCCACACACGGACGAGCGUGCAUAAGCUACAACCUGGCCAUGACGCGCUCGACGAUGAUGAUCUGUCCGCGCAGACAGGAGACGGCGACUGUCCCCGUCGACGCUGACAGUGUCGCUGCGCGCGAGAUCGCGGACCACGGCGUGCUCUCGCUGAAUGGCACUAUCCUGGCUGCGACGCUGAUGGUUAAGGCCGAGGGCGAGUGGGAUGCUUUGCGGGAGAAUCCGGAGCAUCUGACGCAGGUGCUUGCUACGAUUGGGUAUCCGCAGACGGAUUCUCGGGGUUCGUCGCUUUGA